AUGGAAACGAGCCCGUGCAACGACAUAGUGUUAGUCAUAGAAAAUAUAUACAAUAUACAAUAUAAAAUAUAAUAUAUAUAUAAAAUAUAUGUAUGGUGAUAGCAAGGUUUAUAGAUUAUUAUUAUCUAUAAACCUUGGGUGUUGGUCCUUUGUGGCUUUGUGGGUAUUACCCAUAUNAAUUCAGAAAAAUGGGUCUCAUAUACUCAGAACUUAAAAUCAGGCUCUGUACACACUCAGAUGGCAAGUGCAUAUUGUGAAAAAAUAUUAAAAAAAUAGAGCUUACAUAAAAAAUCUGAUUGACAUAGUUUUAUAUUUGGGACGGCAAGGACUAGCAUUCCGUGCGCAUAACGAAGAAAAAACAUCAAUUAACCAAGGUAUAACAUUUUAAAUUCAGUUUUCAAUAUUAUGGGUUUAAAAAUAAUUUAACAUUUAAUAAUUUAUUUUAAUAACUUUUAUUUUUAAGAUGUAUCAGUAACAAAAAAUGAAUUUUAUUUUCUAUUUUUCUAUUUUUAUUUUUAAGAUGUAUCAGUAACAAAAAAUGAAUUUUAUUUUCUAUUUUUCUAUUAAUAGAAUUCAAUAUUUAUAAUAUUAAAUAUUAUUCUUAUGCCAUACUAUAAUUUUAUUGUAGGUAAUUUUAAAGAAGCUUGUGUUUUACUGUCUAAAUGUAAUGAAGAAUGUUCUACCAUAUUCAAUGAAAAAACCAACUAUACAUGUUGGUCAAUCCAAAAUGACCUUAUAAACAUCUCUGCUCAAAUGAUAAAAAACACGAUUGUCAAUGAGCUGACAGAAAUUGGAUUUUGUAGUGUCAUAUGUGAUAAAGCAAGGUAAUAUAAAAAUGAAAUACAAAUAUUGUGAACUAUACUGAUUGUUUUAUCUUUUUAGGUGUUACAGACAAGAGCAGAUGUCAAUUUGUGUACAUUACGCUAAGAAUUUAAAUGUUUAUGAAAGAUUUUUAGGUUUUAUUAAUGUGUCCGAGAAUCAAAACGCAGAUGCUUUGGCUACUGCUAUGGUCAAUUUUUUUGAAAUAAAUAAUAUAAAUGUACCUAUUGUAGCCCAAGCUAUGAUGAUGCUAAUGUUAUGUUGGGUAAAUUCAAUGGAGUACAACAAAAAAUUAAAUCGAAAUACCCGUAUGCUGUAUAUACUCAUUGUAUGGCACAUCGUAUAAAUCUAAUUGUUCUAGAUAUGUGCAAAUUGGUAAAGGUAUGAGGAAUAUAAUAUUAACAAUACAAAUAACUAAUAACUAAUAAGAAUGCUUAGAAAAAAUAAUUAAAAGUAUUCAUUUUUUUUUUAGGAUACUAGAAUAGUAUUUAAUUGUCUUGAGACAUUAUAUGUUUAUUUUUCACACCCUGCUAAUGAUGCAAAAUUUACCGAGAUUCAAGUAAAAUUAGAUAUCAAAAACACUUCCCUGACUCGUUUAAGUGAUACACGUUGGAAUUGUCGUGUAAGAAACUGUGUUGCUGUAAAAUUAAACUUUAAAGCUAUAGUUACAUUGUUAAAUGAUGAAAUCAAUUCUUCCACAAAUAAAGAUGUACAAGCAAUGGGUAAGAAUAAUACAUUGAUUUUACUUGAAUUAUAACUAUUGUAAAAUAUAAAAUAUAGAUAUUAAAACUAUAAUUUAUUACUUUAUAGGCAUUAUGACACUUAUUAAUAAACCAUNAUUGUCGUGUAAGAAACUGUGUUGCUGUAAAAUUAAACUUUAAAGCUAUAGUUACAUUGUUAAAUGAAAUCAAUUCUUCCACAAAUAAAGAUGUUGUACAAGCAAUGGGUAAGAAUAAUACAUUCAUUUUACUUGAAUUAUAACUAUUGUAAAAUAUAAAAUAUAAAUAUUAAAACUAUAAUUUAUUACUUUAUAGGCAUUAUGACAAUUAUUAAUAAACCAUCAUUUAUUGUGAAUUUCUUAAUUUUGGAAGAAAUAUUACAAAUUAUUGUUAAAUGAUGAAAUCAAUUCUUCCACAAAUAAAGAUGUUGUACAAGCAAUGGGUAAGAAUAAUACAUUGAUUUUACUUGAAUUAUAACUAUUGUAAAAUAUAAAAUAUAGAUAUUAAAACUAUAAUUUAUUACUUUAUAGGCAUUAUAACAAUUAUUAAUAAACCAUCAUUUAUUGUGAAUCUUAAUUUUGGAAGAAAUAUUACAAAUUAUAAAUAUAUUAUCUACUUAGCUUCAAAAAAAAAGAUGCAACAUUAGGAAGCGCUGCUACUUUAUUUGAAGGAAUCAUUAAAACCUUUGAGUCCUUACGCACGGAAGUUGAAUUUCAUAAUAUAUGGGAAAAGAUAAUCAAUUUUACCAAAAUCAAUAAUAUAAUAACAGAUUUCCCAGGUAAUAAAAUUAUAGUUUGUCCUACACUUAUUCUAUAAAUUAUAAAAAUGAAGAGUUGUUAUUAAUUGGUCAGGACAAAUAUAAAUGUGACAUGUCUUAUCAUUAAGAAUUUGCUAUUUUAUGAUUUUUGAGUAGUUUAAUUUUUAUAAGUUAAUUAUUGUUACUGUCUUACUAAUUACUGUAUUAUAUUAUAAAUACCUAGGUAUCUAUCUGGAAGUAUAUAGUAUUUUAAUGUUUUAUCUCAUGUAUUAUUUAUUAAAAUAGGUCCCAACAGUAACACAAAUAAACGUCAACUCCAAUCAACAAGUAAUUUAGAACAUUUUCAUGUUUUUGCAACUACAAGUUCUGAGCAACAAAAUCAAAAUGAGUUUAAUCAAUUUAAAGAAAGUUAUUGGAGGACUCAUUAUUAUCAAAUUAUAGACACUUUAAUAAUAAAUUUUAAUAAGAGGUUUUCAUCUGAUACCUUGGAAUUGGCAACAUCUAUUGAUUACUUUCAUAAAAUGAAUUAUUAUGAGAGUCAACGUUUUAUCGAACAGUACAAAGUAUAG
This is a messenger RNA of Cinara cedri, 2864 nucleotides long. NCBI's taxonomy places the organism in Eukaryota, Metazoa, Arthropoda, Insecta, Hemiptera, Aphididae. The record is from the annotation of a GenBank genome assembly.